AUGCAUUCAACGCGGCUUAUCCAUCUAAUGAUGGCGGCACUCUCAGUGACCGCUGUCACUGGAGUAGCAUGGCUCGAUAAUCAGCACGCUGGCGCAGGUCAACUCGCGGUCAGGGCGACGGAUGAUCUCAUCUCAAUUGGUCCUGGUCUCGACGCCGAUUCUACCACCGAUGCACCUGCUGCCGAUCCAACCACAUCUAGUGAUGAUGCAGCAGAUGAUUCGACGACAUCAGCUCCUCCUGCGGAAACCACGUCUGAUACCCCAACUACUUCUAAUGAUCCCACUCCAACUCCUACAACAAGUGAUGAACCUACCCCAACGCCUACGACGUCCAACAACCCAACCCCGACAACUACGGGAGGAACGACAGUGACGACGCCUCCGCCAAACACGACUCGUACAACCCCUUCGUCCUCGGCCCCGACUCCUUCGGAGACAUCCAGCGAUGGCAAUGGCGGUGAUGACACAACCGAAGUUCCUCAAACGACGCCGCCACCUACUACGUCUACUUUCAUCACCGUAAUUACUUCUACUGACGCGGCAGGGCAGACCCAUGUCAGCUCAUCUUCCAGCGUUAUCGUGUCGACGCCUUCUCCUGUUGCCGAUACCAGCGGCGAAAACAAGCAAUCCGGAUUGAGCACGCAAGACAGGAAUACGAUCAUUGGUGUUUGUGUCGGUGUUGGUGGCGCGAUUGUCCUGGUAGCUGCAGGUGUACUAUUCCGAAGACUCCGCAACAACAAACGAAGCCAGGAAGAGAAUGAGGAGCUAGUCAGCUACGGCGAUGGAUUUGGAGGUCCCGGAACCGCGGAGAAGUCGGAACCUAGUGGUAGCACCGCCGGCCGCAGCCCGUUCCAGAGCACCCUCGAGAGCUACCACGCGCCGACGCAUGCUAACGCUGCUUCUAACUUCUAA
Molecule: messenger RNA, 912 nt
Organism: Daldinia childiae
Lineage: Eukaryota; Fungi; Ascomycota; Sordariomycetes; Xylariales; Hypoxylaceae
Exons: 1
Coding region: 1-912 (303 amino acids)
Source: RefSeq, a predicted model, not a curated record